This is a messenger RNA of Etheostoma cragini (Arkansas darter), 706 nucleotides long. RefSeq names its product protein FAM180A. NCBI's taxonomy places the organism in Eukaryota, Metazoa, Chordata, Actinopteri, Perciformes, Percidae. The record is from RefSeq and is a predicted model, not a curated record. The transcript has 3 exons. Bases 171 to 665 code for a protein of 164 amino acids.
CUGUGGAUGAGGAACCAGGAUAGGUCUCUCUGCUCUGAAUCACAGCCAUCUGGCUUUUGGUCCCUUUUUUCCAAGGUGGAAAAACAAGUGCUACUCAGGCUGAGCUGCUUCGGAAAGGAUUCACAAAAUUCGUUGAGGGGGUUUAUCAGUCAGAAAUAAUCAGAAGAAAAAUGCAUACGAAGAAACAACUCAAAAUCUGCUUCCAGGUGAUCCUAUUGCUUUUGUUUGGACAAGUGCUGCAAGAUGUGGCUGCAGGCAGAAGUCCAACUUCUCAAAAACCUGGCUCGUCAAUCUCUGAUGCAAACCUGAUGUUUGAGUUCUUGCUGGGCGGGGUGGAGAUCGACCAGGACAACAACGUUGUAAUGCUCGACAAAGAGAUGGCAUCGAUGAGGCUAGGGCGAGCUUUUCUGUCUCAGAUCAAUGACAACAUUCCUAGAAGUCUGAGCUCCAUGAUGCAGAUGGUGACCACACUGAAGGACCAGAGAAGCAGGCCGCUGACUCAUGAUCAGUUUGAUGUUCUUGUCCUGAGCCUGGUGUACUCUGCCCAGCAGGCCUGGCAUCAGGACAGAAGAAAGGAACAGGAGGCCUGGAGUGAAGUGCUGCUCCAGCUGGCAAAUGUCACUGUCCAUGAACUACGUGGAAAUUAUCUCUUCAGUUACGCAUGAUACACAAACUGCCUAUCUAUGUGAGAGAAAGGUGUAUGCAA